CAAAGCCGCAUUUUGAGGAAGUUGGGGGAAGAGAGUCGCUCUGUUGCUAAGGGAAACUUCAUGCAAGUUGGCGGUGCUUCUGCUGUUGGCAAUGUGCGCGGCUGCUAAUGAAGCGGCAAAAUCAAAAGAUUGCCCAGCCGUGAAAUACCGCAAGAAGCGAUGGGUUGAAGCUUUUGAGGCAUGUGAUGAAAACAACAAAGGAUACUUAAACCGAGAAGACUAUAAAGUUGCUAUAGUGAUGCUAUUUGGCUAUAAGCCCUCAAAGGUAGAAGUGGAUUCAGUUAUGGCUGUGAAACAAAAUCCAUUUGGUUUAUCACUUGAAGAAUUUUUAAAUCUUAUGACUACAAAGAAGGUUGUACACUUUUACCAUAGUGAAAUAAGACGGUUAUUCAUGUCUUUUGACAGACAAUGUAGAGGAUUUUUAUCAUUUGAAGAUUUCAAAAAAGCUUUCAGUAUUGUUGCACCAAAGUUACCAGAAAGGAUCAUUGUUGAAGCAUUCAGGGAGGUUGAUCAGGAUUCUGAUGGCCGUAUUAGCUUCAAUGAAUUUGAAGCAGCAAUGAAGUAUGGACAAGAAAAUUUGUCUCAUCUUACCUGAAGUUCAAUUUGUUACAAAUUUGCAAAAGAACUGCCGUUUCCAAAAGCUGCAAAACAUUUUUUCUUCAGCAUUACAAAUCUACACAGGAUCCAAGGAAACAGAGAAAUCCUAUCCAUUCAAACUUCCAUGACAUGUAUUGACUUUGUUUAAUUACUUCUUUAGUUUUGGUUCUUCUUCCUCAAUAUUUAUGCAAAAUUAAUUGAUACAACUGCAUGAACAUGGAAAAGGAAAAACAAUGAAAGACUGCUUAAUUA
Molecule: messenger RNA, 849 nt
Organism: Notechis scutatus (mainland tiger snake)
Lineage: Eukaryota; Metazoa; Chordata; Lepidosauria; Squamata; Elapidae
Gene: EFCAB11
Product: EF-hand calcium binding domain 11
Molecular function (GO): calcium ion binding
Source: RefSeq, a predicted model, not a curated record